Molecule: messenger RNA, 2896 nt
Organism: Megalobrama amblycephala (Wuchang bream)
Lineage: Eukaryota; Metazoa; Chordata; Actinopteri; Cypriniformes; Xenocyprididae
Exons: 2
Coding region: 1504-2631 (375 amino acids)
Source: RefSeq, a predicted model, not a curated record
CCUGCAGAAAUGACAGGAACAAGAGGAUCUUUUUUCUUUGAAAUCACACUCUCACACAACAUGAGAGAAAAACAAUGAACAUAAACAUCUAUAUGCUUUAGUUAUUUUUUGUUACUUUCUUUAUUUUGAUCAUUUCUUUUUUUGAAAUUAUCUUUUUAUUUGGAAAGGCAAAUUCCCAUCACAUACAUUAGUUACAACUUUAGUUAUUCACGUACAUAGAUGGAGAUGGAUACAGAUAUUUUACACGAGAUUGUCCAUAUUGCCUUUCUGAAAAUUUCUUUUACGGACUACUACUUAUUCCAGUUGGGAACCAUAACAAAGUAGAACAGAACUGGGAUGUGCACCACUUCAAGUAAUUAAAACAUCACAUAAAAAGAGGGCAGGUCUACACAGAGCACAAAUACAGUCAAAUGAAAUCAGAUCUAAUUGGUUUUACAUACUCAGUCCAUUUGGUCCAAAUAUUAUAAAAUUUUUCUUUUUCAGCUUUGAGGGAAAAGGAUAUCUUUUCCAUAACAUAAAUCUCAUAAACAAUUUCAAUCCAUUCAUCAAUGGUGGGUGGACCUACUUUUAACCAUUUCCUCGUAACAGAUUUCUUACUGGCUGCCAAUAGUAUCAUAAGCAGUUUUUUUAUCGUUAAUGUUCCAUGUUUCAAACCCUAGAUUACCCAAAUACACAGUUUCACAUUUAAAUGGAAUGUUUACAUUAAAUACAUUGUUUAUGUGUUUAUGGAUCUCUUUCCAGUAAGGUCUUAUUAUCUGGCAGUCCCAAAAAUAUGUAAGUGAUUGGCUCCGUUAGAUCCACAAAGUCUCCAACAGGCAUCUCUGCUGCCUUGUAUCGUUUCUGAAUGGGUGUGAUAAAAAAUCAUGCAAUAUUUUUCCAGCAAAACUCCCGCUAUGUGUUUGACCCGGUUGAUAACCAUUGUAGCUGGCAUAUUUUCCCCAGCUCUCCUGUGUGAUCUUCAUGUUUACUUCUCUUUCUCAUUUCUUCUUUAUGUAUUCUGUAUUUUCUUGUUUAGAUAAUUGUAUAGCAUUAUAUAGUUUGGAGAUAAUUUUGGUGCUUGGUCUGGGUUUAGUUAAUGAUAAAAAUACUUCCAGGUGUUACAUCACAGAAGGGACAGAGACAGAUGUAAAACCAAUAGUGCUGCUUAUUGAUAACAACAGAGCAGUGCAGGUGAGUUAUGGUGAAUAUGUUUGAAGUAUGGAUCUUGCAGAUAGAUAACACAGUCUUUGUCUUGAUUGUAGAAUGGAUAGAGUUUACCGGAGCUGGAGUUUGGAAACACUGGAGACUUGAACACUCACACACAACAGGGAAGCCACAUGAGGGAAGUAGGAGACGUUAAAAAGACAGACACUUUUUCAAGACGAUGGAGAAUGAUUACUCACAGCGGACAAAAAGGCGGAGAAUACAAAACAUUUUGCUGAAUGGGCAACACAGUUUAAUAUUUCUCAUUCUGCAUUAGCAGCUUUACAGAAAAUACUGAGGAGAAAAGGUCUUAACAUUCCAAUGGAUCCAAGAACUUUGCUAUCCACAGAUCAUGAAUGUCAAGUGAAACACAUUGCAGGUGGUUGCUACUACCAUUUUGGUGUUACAGAUGCAUUGAUGACUGAAUUGAAUUCUGCAUGUGACUUGAAUGAACUGAUUGACACUCUUACGCUACAUGUAAAUAUAGAUGGGUUGCCCCUUUCCAGAAGCUCUGCUGUGCAUCUCUGGCCAAUUCUUGGUCGGAUUAAGGAACUUGGGAAUUCAAAUGUAUUUUUAAUUGGACUUUAUUCAGGUACUUCCAAACCAUCUUCAGUGCAUGAGUAUCUAAAAGAAUUUGUUGAUGAAUUGAAAGUUGUCAUACAAGAAGGAUUACAUUUUAAUGGCAAACAUUACAAAAUUGCAGCGCCCGAGGCUUUUAUUUGUGAUGCACCUGAGAGGGCUUUCCUAAAGUGUGUUAUGGGUCACUCAGGCUACAAUGGCUGUGAAUGUUGUAUACAAACAGGUGUAUAUGUCAGUGGUAGAAUGACAUACCCAGACCUUACUGCAGAGCUUAGAACUGACUCACAGUUUGAAGAAAUGGUUGAUGAAGAUCACCACACAGGAGUUUCUCCACUUAAAGAUUUAGGUGUUGGUUUAGUGACAAGCUUUGUUUUAGACUACAUGCACCUUGUGUGUUUAGGUGCUGUAAGAAAGCUUCUGUACCUGUGGAUUAAGGGACCCAUGAAAUGUAGAGUUUCAGCUAGUGUUCUUUCUCUAGUUUCACAACAAAUGGCCUCAUUAAGGUUGAACAUUCCAAAGACCUUCUCCAGGAAACCCAGAUCUCUGUUCGAAGUGGCCAUGUGGAAAGCCACAGAGUUCAGAUUAUUUUUGUUGUAUACUGGACCUAUUGUGUUGCGUAAAAAUGUACCGCAUAAUUUAUACAAACACUUCAUGCUACUAUCUGUAGCGAGGAGAAUUCUUCUCAGCCCAGAUUUAUGUUUGGAAUUUUGUGAAUAUGCAAAUCAAUUGCUACAAGUUUUUGUUGAAAACUCUGCAAAAAUAUAUGGUCCAGAAUUUAUUGUCUAUAAUGUACAUGGUUUAAUUCACCUAGCACAGGAUGCUAGAAAAUGUGGACCUCUUGAUCAAAUUUCCAUUCGAAAACUUAAGUAAAAUAAAAAAGAUGGUAAGAAGGCCAAAACAUCCGGUUCAGCAAGUCGUAAAACGUGUACGCGAGAAACAGAAAGCAAAGGCAAAUAGACAGGAGGAAAGUAUACUGAAUCAUCAUAAAAAACUCCAUUUAUCCGGACCUUGAUGGAUUUGAAGGAUGUAAACAGUACAAAGGAAAAAAAAAAAAAGUUUCUUUCAUGUGGAACAGGUGACAAUUGUUUUGAUUUGACAAGUUGGCCUUGUAAAUAAUAUAUUGUUCAGUUCUUCA